Aedes aegypti (yellow fever mosquito) is the source of this 1289-nucleotide messenger RNA. Its product is annotated as serine protease easter. Bases 105 to 1196 code for a protein of 363 amino acids. Gene Ontology annotation, molecular function: serine-type endopeptidase activity. The record is from RefSeq and is a predicted model, not a curated record. Gene Ontology annotation, biological process: proteolysis. NCBI's taxonomy places the organism in Eukaryota, Metazoa, Arthropoda, Insecta, Diptera, Culicidae. The transcript is spliced from 5 exons.
UUUUCUGUUCGCAGUAAUGGUUUAGAACUGAUACCAUCCGGGUGUCUGUCUUAUUUGUAACCAUAAUCACGGUGUUUCUAUUAGGUUACAUCAACAGUUUUCAAAUGGGAACUACGAUGCAACGGACACUUCUAGCGUGUAUACUUAUCAUUGUUACGCUAUCGAUAUCGCCUGGACAUGCUUUGAACGAAAACGAUCCAUGUAUAGAUCCGGAUGGGGAAGCUGGUCACUGCAUCUAUCUACGUGAGUGUGAUCCAUUGGUGAAAAUCUUGCAGAAAGGAAAUUACUCACCCCAAGAAAGAAAUUUCAUUAUGCGAAGUCGAUGUGGCCUGACUGUUGAGAGGAAAAAUUUGGUAUGCUGCAAGGGCACGGUUGACGAAGGACUUCCCGAGCCCCCAAAGUGUGGCGUGAAUUUUUCGAACCGUAUACACGGAGGUCAGCAAACGGAAAUGGACGAAUUUCCGUGGACUGCGUUGAUCCACUACCGGAAGCCCAGUGGUCAAACCGGGUUCCACUGUGGUGGAUCGCUGAUCAACUCCCGAUACGUGAUAACGGCGGCGCACUGUAUUCAGGCCAUUCCCCGCAACUGGAAUGUGAUUGGCGUCCGCUUGGGCGAGUGGGAUCUGAGCAGGGAACGUGACUGUGAUAGCGAUAAUGUGACCUGUACGGAUGCACCGGUUGAUAUGGGUGUCGAGCAGAUAGUCGUUCAUGAAGAGUACGAUCCGCAGAGUAAGGCACAGCACAACGACAUAGCGUUGAUUCGGUUCACAAGGGAUGUGCACAUGUCGAUGUACAUUUCUCCGAUUUGUUUGCCACUCAAAGAGCCUCAACGAUCGCGCAAUCAUGUUGGUUCAAACGGAUAUGCUGCCGGUUGGGGAAAUACGGAGAGUGGUAGUGCUAGCACGGUAAAACUGAAGGUUCAACUGGAAGUCAAAGACUUCCGGGAGUGUGCUGGAAGCUAUCAACGAGCUGGGAUAAAUCUACUGGAUACGCAACUAUGUGCCGGUGGAGUGAAGGGUCAGGAUACAUGUAGUGGCGAUUCAGGGGGACCAUUCACGAAGCUGGACCGAUCGAGCAACUACCUUCUCGGAAUUGUAAGCUUCGGUCCGACCAAAUGUGGAACGGCUGGUGUUCCGGGGAUUUACACCAAUGUGGCCAAAUAUGUGGACUGGAUCAGGAAGAACGUUAGACCAUGAGGAUGUUUGAUGAAAUUUGGAUUAGGAUCUAGUCGAAUCACCUAAUAAGCUGCUAAAUUCAUGUGAAAAAAAUUUAUAAACACUAAAAAUACA